AUGAUUCGGAAAUCAAUCAGCACCACGCUGAGAUUAACUGCCGAUAUAUGGUUGCGGGAAGGAGGUGUCCAGCAGCUCUAUCCUGCUUCGGCUUUGCGCAUAGUGGACCACCAUUUGCAUGCCAGUGGCAUCAUUGAACACUCCAAGGAAAGUUUAGAUAGACUCUACGAUCAUGAUUGGUUUUGUGUCAGCCAAGCCGUCACUUGCUUUGACGUGGAGGAUUUGUUGGUCAAGUCAUUGGAUGACCAGGAUUUCGCGUCACACUCGUUCAUUUUUGUCAUGGGCGUCGGGUCAUCCUCAAUCCAAUUUGGCAAUGUAAUCACCCUCAACGACGAGGUUUUGGCCACCACCCGUCGGAUUUUUUGUCGGAAGGAGCCUUCCGGAAAAUCGGCGCCGUUCACAGACGAAGAGAAAUCUCGAUUUUUGGAAUCCCAGCCACCAGAACUCUUGUAUUCAAUGCCCGAAGUCGAAAAGUUUGGUUCUUUCCUUCCCGGUUCCGAGGAAAACCUUACUCCCGUCUUAACGGUCAAUGUCGGUCCGCAACAUGUGAAUAUGGGGAAUCAUGCAGACCACGCUUUCUUGGUGGAAACUGCAAUCCAUGCCAUGUCCCUGGCCGACAAGGACAUAUCCUCAGUGGCGGUGAACUAUGUAUCUGAAGCCAAAUUGGGCCAUACACUGGAAUGUCUCUUUCAUUCUGAUACAUUAUAUAUCACUCGAACAUUGUCCACAGGGAGAAAGGUAUUGGUUAUGGUAGCAAGAAGUGCGAGACUUCACGCUGAAUGA
Molecule: messenger RNA, 783 nt
Organism: Cylindrotheca closterium
Lineage: Eukaryota; Bacillariophyta; Bacillariophyceae; Bacillariales; Bacillariaceae
Source: the annotation of a GenBank genome assembly